AUGACGGAAACCAAGCCGAAAGUCGCUGUCUAUGACAGAGAAGACUCGUCGCCAAGGAUGCUCAGCAUUGAAGAGUUCUCCGCGUUGAUGAAGACAACCAGCGUCAACGACGAGGCCGAGGAGAGCUCAGAAGACGAGGAAAGCACAGAGGAAAGUGCGACCGACACCCCCGAGGAGGAGACCACAAAUGCCCCGGUCGGGUCAGUCAGCGAGGUCAAGAACAUCUACAAGUCGUCCAAAGACAAGGAUGGUGUCUGGACCUGGGUGAACAAAUACCCCGAAGACGUCGAGGAGCCGGCUGAGAAUGCUGUGACGGACACUUAUGCGGUGCUCGUGCGCAAUGUCAAGAGCCAGGAUGGCCGCAAGAAGCUCGAGGCCCACUCCAUCGUCGUGCAGAGCCCCUGGCUGCAGAAAGCCCUGGGCGAUGUCAUAUUGAAGGACUACCCUGGUGUGGCGUGCGAACUGAAGCGCCUCACUUUCGAGGCUCCCUUCAAGCCAUUCAUUCACCGCUGGUUCGAACUUCUCGAGUACAUGAAGCGACCCGACCUUGAAGUGACCACCAAGGAGCACCUUACGGUGCUCCACGAUAUCCUCCAGUACGAAAUCGGUGACAGCAUCAAGGCUUAUGAAGAUUACGUUCUCAACGGUGUAAUAACCUUCGAGCACCUUUGGAUGAUAUUCCAGCCCGGCUCUGUCAUUCUCGCUGCCCACAAAGGGCCCUUCUCUGCUUUCGAGCUGGGCGAAGCGGAGUACAUGGAGAACCAGUGCGGCAAAUUCCUCGGCCUCUUUGCCGACUGCGUGGAUUAUAGUGGCAAGGAGUUCGGUCGUGUCACAGAGCGGAUAGAUGUCCCUGAGUUUAUCGGCGCCAAGAAGAUCACUGGGCUGAAUGCAUUCCCUCUGACUUUCCACGAGGACGAGAAAGCAGUCGCAUCGAGUCUGGUGGAGAGGGGUAGGAUCUUCGAAAAGCUGGCUGGCCACCAUUACAAAGGAUACGACGGGACUGCAAUAUCCUGGGACCAGCAAGGAAACGAAGUUCCUAUCCAGAUUAGCGGCCGUAUAGUUGUCGACAUUCAUUCUUUCAACCGAAGCAAUAUGUGGCGUCGCCGCCGGCUGAUGGACUGGAAGCCCAAGGAUCUCGAACGUUUGCACGAACAUCGACGAAAGCACGGCCUGUCUGAGCAGGGUCAACUCAGACUGACUCCAUACUACCAGAUGCUGGCACGGUCCAGGACCCGAGGAUAUUCUCUCAAGCGCAAAGAGUGGCUAGAAUUCUAUGUCGAGCAGGUCGAGGAGAUCAAGUGGAACAGAGAUGCAUUCGACAAGCUCGUGUUGCCAGAUGAUCAAAAGGAGCUGAUCAUGGCGUUCUCUGAGUCGCAGCUGGAGGGGGGAGACACAUUUGACGACGUCAUCUCCGGCAAGGGCCGAGGUAUAAUUUGCCUGCUGUCCGGCCCGCCAGGUGUGGGCAAGACCCUGACCGCCGAGGCGGUCGCGGAGAACCUCCGCGUGCCGCUACACACGCUCAGCUCGGGCGACCUGGGCUCUAGUCCGUGGGAGGUCGAGCAGGGUUUGUCGCAGAUCCUCGAGCUGGUCGCUAGAUGGAACGCGAUCCUACUGCUGGACGAGUGCGACGUGUUCCUCGAGGCUCGAUCGACGCACGACCUCGAACGCAACAAGGUCGUCUCCAUCUUCCUGCGGACGCUCGAGUACUACGAGGGCAUCCUGUUCAUGACGACCAACCGGGUCGACAACAUUGACCUGGCAUUCCAGUCCCGCAUCCACGUCUCGCUCGAGUACCCUGACCUCACGGCUGAGUCACGGGCGCACAUCUGGCGCAACUUUAUCUCCGCGGCCAAGCAGAGGCCCGAGAUUACGGAACAGGACAUCAAGGAUCUGGCGAGGCUGGAGCUCAACGGGCGACAGAUCAAGAACAUUCUCAAGACGGCUCAGCUGUUGGCAAGGCGGAAGAAGAGUGUGCUCAAGCGCAGCUUCAUCGAGACCGUCUUGGCGAUCGAGAAACGUCGCCCCGCGCCCAGUGGAACUGCUGACUGGGUUGAAAAGUUCCAGAAUUUUCAUCAAGCAGAAGACACAGUCUAA
This is a messenger RNA of Diaporthe amygdali, 2094 nucleotides long. RefSeq names its product aa family. The transcript has 4 exons. The record is from RefSeq and is a predicted model, not a curated record. The coding region runs from base 1 to 2094 and encodes 697 amino acids. NCBI's taxonomy places the organism in Eukaryota, Fungi, Ascomycota, Sordariomycetes, Diaporthales, Diaporthaceae. Gene Ontology annotation, molecular function: ATP hydrolysis activity; ATP binding.